UAGCAGGGAUCCCGCUUGCUGCCGUGGGAUAGGUGCCGGCCGCUGUGGGGCUGUUCGGUGUCUGCUUUCUGUAGGGGCCGCUUCGCUGGUUGCUUUUAACUGUAUUUAAGAGACUUGUGUGAGCGGGGGAAGGAAGCUGUUUUGGCGUUUUGGGGUGGAAAGGGUCUGUGCCAGGUCCCAAGCCCCUUCUGCAGAACUUAGUUUUGCUGUUAAACUAGCCCCACUUCCCCCUCAUCUGUGCUUUAGUUUCAGAGAAUGAUUUGAAAAAAAUACAUGGAGAAUGGAGGGGGGGGAGAUGAGAUGUGCUAGCCUUGAGGAGCUGUAAUGCUUGAUGUUGAUUUCUGUAUAAAGGUGACGAUUACACUGCUGGUAAACUGUGUGCCCCCAACACUGCAACCUAAUUUUUCUGUAGGGAAAACUGGUGGGGAAAUCCAGUGAGCAGUGUGCCUAUCUCAGUGCUCAGAUGCUUGUUUCUCUUGCACGCUAUGUGUCUGGUAGGUCAGCAGCUACAUUUUUCACCUGUCUGUUUUUACCUUUCUUCAUACGUUUAUUGUUAGAAUUAAAUUUUGUAAUUGUUAGGAAGGCUACAGCCACUAGGUUUUCUAGAGGGUCUGGAGGACACACUAACAGUGCAGAACAAUCCUUUAGUGGCAAAUUGAAAACACUGAAUUUUCAACUUGUAGGUGGUUUGUUUUGAAUUAUAUUAAUGAGCCAUAGGAAAACAAGCCAGGAUAUUAAUUUUUCAUUUAUUCCCAUGCAUCAAAGCAGGGUCUGCUACAUGAGUGAGGGAACUGAGAGAUCGUUAUACAGCCUUUUUUGAAGACCUCCACUGCUGGAGUUUCCCUCAUUUGAGCCUUCAGUCUUUCAUUGGCAGAAGACCACAGUAAGAAGCUCUGCUCUGCUUUUGACACCUUGUACUACAGAACACUUUUCCUCAUUCAUCAGGUAGAAUCUUUAAUACAUUUAUAAGCUAAAUACAAAAUCCCUUGUGUAAUAUGCCACAGCUGUCUCUCACUUUGGACUUCUUUCUUUGCAUGUCACUGUACUGCUUGAGUACUUUCCUGAUGUGUAAAUUAGAUCUGUAUGACAGCAUGUUAGCUAAAAUUCAUCAGUCUUUACAGUUCUUUCUCAGGAGGUUUUCUUUCCCUGCUAAUGGAGUCUGCUUUGAACCACAGCUGUACAGGAAUUUCCAGCACAGCAGAGAAAUACACUGCUUUUCUCAGCCUACCUGUCUGUAGCUUCACUGUAGCACAAACUAGAAGGCAUUUGGUGUUACAUACUCACUGCAACCUCCCUACCUUCACGUGACGUGACAACUGGGAGGAAAAAAGGGUCUCCUAAGAGUGUUGUGUGGUGUCGUGCAUCUUCAAAAGACUGCAACUGAGUAGCUGUUAAAAUUGUAUAGGAAGAGUAUAGGAAAGGAAAAGUUGACUUUCUCAGCUCCUCUGCGGUAUUGGCAAGUCCUAUCAAAGGAGUGAGAUUACAUAAUUCCUCAAUGCAAUGACAACUGCAUUGAAGGCAUACAUCCAAACGUUAUUAAUAAGGCCCACAAUUAUAUAGGAUCGUAUUGAUGAGGGAUGGAAGGAUCCUACCAGAUGACCAGGUUUCUUUCUAUUAAGUGUAAGAAAAACUUUGAUUUACCAGAUAUUUUCAGUCUUUUGUGCACAUCUUGAAUCUCAUCAUAACUUGCUUUACACUGCAGUAGGCUUUUAUUCUUUGGAAUUACAUUAAAUGGACUUUUCAGGUAUUUCUGAAUUUUUAAAAACUAGGGGUAUUGCCUCUUUGGGAAGAAGCAGUGCUUUUAGAGACACUGAAAAAAUGAUUUUUUUUUUUUAUUCUGCUGGUAUAUAGAAAGAAUACAUGAUUUGUGACUUGUAUCAAAAUACCACUUAUGAGUUUGUAGUAGCAAAAUUAUAGUUAACAAAAAUGUAUUCUGCCACAGAGUUGUCACAUGUUUUAGCUAUUAUGCUACUGCUUUAAAGUUUGCUCCCUACAUCACUCUCCCUUUUUAUAUUAGGGAAUAUAGGUAAUAAUGCUAAGGUAUUUUCAUGACGUUAUUCAUCCCGCUCUUGCAGACUGAAAUAUGUCGUCUGCCUUAGAUGCUGCAAUUUAGGAUGGAUGUGACCAAUUGAAAUUAGUCCAGAGAUGAUUAAAAACACCAAUCUUUUAUUUCUUUAAAAAAGUAAGCAUAAAAACAAGGUUGUUCUAUUAAAAAAAAAAAAAAAAAGGACAGAAAGAAGACUGUGAAUACACAGUUGUCACAAAGAACAACCUUUAGUUGUUUUCCACAUUCAGUGGGGUUAAGGACAAGAGAAGUAACUUUGUAGUAAAGCAGGGCUCAGCUGAGCACAAGGAGAAGCUUAGUGAGAAAGGCAAACAUUGGAGAGGGAACCCUGCUGAGGCUAAAGAACCCCCUUAGUGGAAGUGCUUAAGACCCUGUUGGAGGUUGUCUCUCAUAUGAGUUCCUGUGAAUAUUUUAAUAAAGAUGCAAGUAAUUGAGUGCAUGAGAAGUUAUUUUUUGUUUGCAAAUCAUUGUUCUUCAGCUGAGACACAGUAGGUUGCCCAAGUGUUGAAAAUUUGAGGAAACUCAAAAUUGACUGUUCCAUGAUUUUGAUUUAUACUAAUACAUUCACUGAUGAUUUAAGAUAAUGUUUAUAUUUAUGAUGACAAAAGAGCAUAUGCAUGGAUAAGUAUCACAACUCAGGCACUCUAGCUUGGUUGUGAUACAGUGAAUGUAGCCUGCGUUCCAUCCUUGUUCUGGUGAUAGCUUAUGGUUCCACUCUGCUACGCGUGGUGGCUGGCUCUGAUGUUUGCCAUUCUGAGAUAAAGCAAAAACGAUUACUGUUUGUUCUGCAUUCAGUUGACAAAACAAAGCACGCAAAUGUGAAUAGUAACUGUGUUUUGUUUUGUUUCAAUAUGUUCUUAAUAUUCAUUUCCCACAAACAUGGCAUUCAUUUAAUUAUUUUGAAGUGCAAGAAUCCCUAGCUCCUACCUCUUUGUUAUCUUUAUAAAGCUGUAUGUGGGAUUGAGAAGUAGUAUUGUAGGGGAGAAAUUUAUUACAAUAUGUUUUUUGUUCUUUUUUUAAAGAAUAUCCUUUAUUUGUAAAUAGCCUAAGCAUCAUAAGGUAGUUAAACUGUAUAUGACCUAGAAAUAAGUGGCAGGAUUGAGUAAUACCUGCAUUACAGCACAGAUGACUUGACUACUUUUCAGAUGAAACAAGUUUCAGUUUUUCCAUAUCAUGUAACAGAACAAGUAAAUACUCUGCAACGAGGAAAGCAUUUUAAGCUAAAUUAAGUCAGGAGUAUUCUAAUUCAGAUGUUUUUGGUCUCUCAUGUAGAAAACAAGGGACAAACUUGAGCAAUUAUGGCUAAAGUAAUACUCUUUUUCUUAUUUUAGGGACCUGUGGGAUUUAAGAAUAUCUCUCCUCUAAGAAAAUUUGCUGCUUCUACAGCCUUCCAUCUUAGUGGGCAAUUGAUGAUUUCACUUGAAAUACUUAUCUGAAGAAAUUAACAGUAGGCAAGGUGUAAUUGCUUUUUAAAAAUGUUAAAAGUACAGCAGUGUGUAACAGCUAACAGGAUACCCAAGAAAAAGCCAUACAUUUGUGACACUUGCUAUAAACAGUUUGAAACUCCAUCGAAAUUAGCUAGGCAUUAUCUGAUACAUACUGGUCAAAAGCCAUUUGAAUGUCACGUGUGCCAUAAAACGUUUAGGCAGUUAGUCCAUCUGGAGAGGCAUCAAUUAACCCAUAACCUGCCUUUUAAGUGUAUUGUUUGUCAUAGAAACUUCAAAAACUUAAUUACUUUCUUGAAGCAUCAGCAGCUUCACAAUGCAAAUUAUCAGAAUGAUAUCAAGCAAGCAGGAAAAUCUGUGGAUUCCGAGCAAGACAGGGUCGUUUGUGGCAUAUUUCGAUGUUCUGUGUGCUGGAAGUCUUUUACAACUGAAGAGAGGUGGAUGCUGCAUCAGUGCCUCAAGGCAGAUCAUCUGCGUGGUACCAGAAGGAGAAAGAAAACUCAUGCUUGUGAAUCAUGUAACAAGACAUUUCCUUCAAGAUCUAAGCUAGAAAGACACUUCCUUAUUCACACUGGCCAGAAACCUUUUAAGUGUUCUUCAUGUGGUAAAUCUUUCAGACAGUCAACCCAUUUGAAAGUCCAUCAGCUCACACACACAGAAGAAAGGCCUUUUCAGUGCUGCUUUUGUCAGAAGGGGUUUAAAAUACAGAGCAAACUCAUGAAGCACAAACAGCUCCAUGCCAGAAAUAAGACUGUCCCCAAUAUCAAAUACAAAGGAAAGACUCCUAAAUAUCUCAGACCACAGAAACUGUUGGAAGGAAAGAUGGAUAGUUUUGAGAAUGACCCUUACAAGUCCCAGGAGAAUGACCCACGUGAUGUUUGUUCAAUUUAUAUUGUACCCUUUCAGUGUCCAAUGUGCAAGCAGUGUUUUGAAACAGAGCAGGUUCUAAAAUUGCACAAAUGUUGUUACCUGAGAGAUGGCAAAAGUUCAAAUAACUGCACAACAGCUUUCAGCCAUGCAGUCAGCAUGAAAAAUAGGAUCCUGAUGAAGCUGAAGCAUACUGGAGGAAAGGCAUCAGAUUUUUCUGUGACUGGCAGGAAAAAAAUGAAAUCAGGUUACUUUAAAAGUCCUGACCUGGUUGCAGUUAGAGAUCAGCGUUCUGAUAAGAAUGCUUCUACUAAAUUUUUCAAGGACUGCUGUAACAAGCUUGACAUGCACAAAGCAGUUAGUAAUCGGACGAAAAGAGUAUUUGCCAUGCCAUUAUCUUGGCAAGAGCACCUACAACCUCGCGAAGUAGGAAUUAAUUUAAAAGGUAUGCUUACUGGUGAGCGCAUGUUAAACAUCGAUGAUUCAGUACAUAAUAAGGAUGAUGCUUUUUAUGGUUCAUCAGAUGAUGGCUUCUUUGAUAAUCCAGAAGUACUUCGCUGUGCUUUUUCAGCUCCUACUAAAAAUAUACAUAACAGACACAAAGUGUGUAAAUGUGACAGAUGUGAAAAAAUCUUUCCAUCUUCAUCCAAACUUCAAAGACAUUAUCUUAUACACACGGGACAGAAGCCCUUUGGCUGUAAUGUUUGUGGGAAGACAUUUAGACAGUCAGUUCACUUAAAAAGACAUCAGCUCACCCAUACUGAAAAGAACCCCUAUAAAAGCUCUGUUUGCCAGGUAGAAUUUGAAAAUCUGAACAAACUUUUCAAUCAUCGGGGAGAUCACAUUGAAUUUAAGUCUUCGCAGCCUGUGGGUUAUUCAGGUUAUUCUCAAACACCUUCACAGGCAUCUGGCUUUCAAGAUUUUGAGCUGAUUCAGUCAAACCAAGCAGCUGAAAUCAAAGUUGAAAUUGAGUCAGGGGACUUUGUUCUUGACACCAGCAGGAGAAACACACAGCCUUAUUUGUGUAGUAAAUUGUUGGAAACAGAGCAAAGCUGUUACAGUUAUUGGCAUGAUUUUUCUGACGGGAUUGAAAAAAGUGAUGUUAAGAAAGUGUAUCAGUGCAGUAUCUGCUUUAAAACUUUCAAAUCGCCUUCUAAGCUUGAAAGACAUUACCUAAUGCAUGCUGGACAGAAGCCAUUUGAAUGUUCAGUUUGUGGUAAAAAUUUUAGACAGUCCCCACAUUUGAAGAGACAUCACCUUACUCACUUUAAAGAGAGAUUAAAACUGAGUUCCACUGAGCAACAACAAGGGAACAUAUUGUUUUCAUUGUAACUGGAUGCUGUCCCGUGAAAUUAUACAUUAACAUUUUUGGUUGCGUAAUUAUUAAAAGGCUUAUGUUACAUUGAAUAAUUGACUGAAAGGAUUAUCUUUUUAUGUUAUGGAGAAGACCUGAUGAAGAGUUAAUUUGCUGUCUUCAGAACUGUCUACUUGAUUAUAAUAUGUGAUGACAGUGAGAAGAUGGUAAAAAAAAACAAAGCAAAGCAAAAAAGCAAUAAAAAAGCUACUUUGCAUUUCUUUUCUUUAAAUGUAUUUAUAAAUUUACAUUCUUACACUGUUGAUGGUGUUGCAGCAAUCUGCAGAGCUCCCUACCUUUUCCUGUAUAGGAUUUCAUGACAGUACGCUGCCCAACGAUAACUAUCCAAAAGUAAAGAUUAACAAGGUAAUUUCCAGAAUACAGGAAAUGGUUCCUUUACUUUCUUCUGGCUCCCUGUACAUUGCAAACAAAUAUGCAAGUGUUGCAUAUGCUUGCUGUAUUUAGUUCAUGCUUUAAAAACAAAAACAAAAAACAGUUAAAUUUAGAUGAAGAAGAUGCAAAAAAAAAAACCAAACAAAUUUGUGGAAGGGGGAAAGAAUGUUUAAUGAGAAAAACUUGAUUAGCAUUAUAGAACAGUUAAUAAAGAGAAAAAUGAACUGGAUAUUUGCAAUAUGCUUGGAGAUCUGUGGGUGAGGAAUUACAUUUUUAACUUAUUUACGGUAAAAUAUGAGUAGACAAUGCUAAAGUAGCAUGGUUGAUAAUCAUUUAAUCCUUUUUACCACUUCAUUGUUUCCACUUCUUGCAAUAUCUCUUGCUUUUUCAACUUUUCUCUUUUUUUUUUCUUGUCAAUUCAUGCUAUAUUGAAUUUUCUACAGGCAAAGAGGGCAAGAAAUUAUCAUUAAUAUUACACAUGCAGUUACUAUCUGUUCCUUCUGACAUGCGUAUUGCACCAGUAAAAGAAGUGUUCUCUAAGUUGUGAUAAUAGCUCAGACAAGCAGUUUUGUUGGGAAGUCAUGUUCGUGUUGCAUUAAAUAUUAGAGACUGAAAAUGACUUUUAGCUCAAAUUCUGGUUUUGUGUUAAUAGAGCCUGUAGUUUUUACUUCUGGUAAGUAGAGAGCUUUGUCCAUUGUACGUGUGGGGCUGGCAAAAAGUGUAAGUGCAGUGGAGCUUUAUUCAUCAAGAACAAGAAUGAAGUUUGUUUGUUUUUCCUCUGAAGAAACUACCUUUUACUGUAUUUUCCUUUGUUACACAGCUUCUGAAUAGUUGAAACAUGAUUUUUUUUAUCCUAUAUCUAAAUUAAUAUAACUGUAAGAUACACGGCAUUCUUUUCACUAUUUAAAUAGAUACGUAUUUAUUUAAGUAAACUUUUUGAUUUUUUUAUUAUUUCUUGAACAACUUACGUAGGUCUUGCUGUGGCAUAAGCUUUAUAGUAGUUGGUAUAAAUGAAGGAUGAAGGGAGUUUUUAUUUUAUUUUUGUGUUAUUCUUUCCUAUUUUGAGAGAGAAUACAACUAAGAAAGAUACUCAAACAUUUAGUUACUAUGAUUUUUGUAUGACAGGCUAAUUCAGUGUCUUAAGAAUGACUAUAGUUAUAUAUUGAGGUUUUUUUCUCCCCAUGUGAAUUGUUUCAUAUUGAAAGAGAAUACUGUAUAAAAUGUUUUGAAAGCGUAUUGUAGAGCUCUUGAAAUACUUGUAAUAAACUAUUUUAUUUAUAUUGCACUUUUGUUGUAUACUUUAUGUGCAAACUAGAGUAUUGAAAUUAUAAUAUUCAGUAUGCAGAGAAGUCUAAAACUAGGAAUCAAAAUAGCACUUUGUAUGUUAGAAUAAAUAGGCUUCAUUUCUUUCUUCCUUUUUUUUUUUUUUGCCAUAGAAGUAAAGUAUAAACAUAUUUGAA
This is a messenger RNA of Cygnus atratus (black swan), 7584 nucleotides long. RefSeq names its product zinc finger protein 770 (gene ZNF770). Gene Ontology annotation, molecular function: RNA polymerase II cis-regulatory region sequence-specific DNA binding; DNA-binding transcription factor activity. The record is from RefSeq and is a predicted model, not a curated record. The transcript has 2 exons. NCBI's taxonomy places the organism in Eukaryota, Metazoa, Chordata, Aves, Anseriformes, Anatidae. Gene Ontology annotation, biological process: regulation of transcription by RNA polymerase II. Bases 3541 to 5709 code for a protein of 722 amino acids.